Messenger RNA from Polypterus senegalus (gray bichir), 1880 nucleotides. It is a transcript of the gene eef2l2, whose product is annotated as eukaryotic translation elongation factor 2, like 2. Gene Ontology annotation, biological process: translational elongation. The record is from RefSeq and is a predicted model, not a curated record. Gene Ontology annotation, molecular function: GTP binding; ribosome binding; GTPase activity. Gene Ontology annotation, cellular component: cytosol; ribonucleoprotein complex. NCBI's taxonomy places the organism in Eukaryota, Metazoa, Chordata, Cladistia, Polypteriformes, Polypteridae. The coding region runs from base 249 to 1865 and encodes 538 amino acids. The transcript is spliced from 11 exons.
GAGAUUAUUUUAUUCCUGGGGGCAGUCAGCUGUCUUCUCCGAUUUUGGCAGACACCGACAAUCAAACUGGGUCGCAUUGGUCCCUGGGACUAGCGCGGCGCUGCGCAGCUCUGGAUGCGGAUCACGAUCAAGUGCUUACGUCACUACUCCUCUCUCUCUUUCUCGCUCAAGUCCUCCAUCUGAGAGGUGCAAUCUGCUUAGGAGCCGCCGCAGAGGCCAAAGUACGGAACCGGGAGCCAUCCGUCACCAUGGUGAACUUUACAGUUGACCAGAUUAGGGCAAUCAUGGACAAAAAGUCCAACAUCAGGAACAUGUCUGUGAUUGCCCACGUGGAUCAUGGGAAGUCCACCUUGACAGACUCUUUAGUUUGCAAAGCUGGAAUUAUUGCAUCUGCUAGAGCAGGAGAAACCAGAUUUACAGACACCCGGAAAGAUGAGCAAGAAAGAUGCAUCACAAUCAAAUCAACAGCCAUUUCCCUGUAUUAUGAGCUUUCAGAAAACGAUUUGGCCUUCAUCAAGCAGAGUAAAGAUGGAUCGGGAUUCCUCAUCAACCUGAUUGACUCCCCUGGACAUGUGGAUUUUUCCUCGGAAGUGACUGCCGCCUUGCGAGUUACAGAUGGCGCUCUUGUUGUUGUAGAUUGUGUGUCAGGGGUGUGUGUGCAAACAGAAACUGUACUGAGGCAAGCCAUUGCUGAACGUAUCAAACCAGUCCUGAUGAUGAACAAGAUGGACCGAGCCCUUCUGGAACUUCAAUUGGAACCAGACGAACUUUUCCAGACUUUCCAGCGUAUUGUGGAAAAUGUUAAUGUCAUCAUUUCUACAUAUGGAGAGGGUGAGACUGGACCAAUGGGCAACAUCAUGGUGGACCCAGUUGUCGGGACAGUUGGGUUUGGAUCUGGACUCCAUGGCUGGGCUUUCACUCUGAAGCAGUUUGCUGAGAUGUAUGUUGCUAAGUUUGCAUCAAAAGGAGAGAAGGCACAACUUAACCCAUCUGACAGAGCCAAGAAAGUAGAGGAUAUGAUGAAGAAGCUGUGGGGAGACAAAUACUUUGACCCAGCAGUAGGUAAAUUCAGCAAAACAGCUACAAAUGCAGAAGGCAAGAAGCUGCCUCGUACUUUCUGCCAGCUUGUUUUGGAUCCCAUCUUUAAGAUUUUUGAUGCCAUUAUGAACUUUAAGAAGGAGGAGACAGCCAAGCUGAUUGAAAAGUUGGACAUCAAAUUAGAUGCAGAAGACAAGGACAAAGAAGGAAAACCACUACUGAAGGCUGUAAUGCGCCGCUGGCUGCCAGCUGGAGAUGCAUUGCUGCAAAUGAUCACCAUCCAUCUCCCUUCACCUGUUACUGCUCAGAAAUACCGAUGUGAGCUACUGUACGAGGGGCCACCUGAUGAUGAAGCUGCAAUGGGUGUGAAGAACUGUGACCCAAAAGCACCCUUGAUGAUGUAUAUCUCAAAAAUGGUACCCACAUCUGACAAAGGGCGCUUUUAUGCCUUUGGUCGAGUUUUUUCUGGUAUUGUUGCCACUGGGCAAAAGGUACGCAUCAUGGGACCAAAUUACACCCCGGGCAAGAAGGAGGAUCUUUAUUUAAAACCAAUCCAGAGAACCAUUCUAAUGAUGGGUCGAUAUGUAGAGCCUAUUGAGGAUGUGCCCUGUGGGAACAUAGUUGGUCUCGUAGGUGUCGACCAAUUCCUGGUGAAGACGGGCACCAUCACUACUUUUGAGCAUGCCCACAACAUGCGGGUGAUGAAGUUCAGCGUCAGCCCUGUGGUGAGAGUUGCAGUGGAAGCAAAGAAUCCUGCAGACCUUCCUAAACUGGUAGAAGGUCUUAAACGACUGGCCAAAUCUGACCCAAUGGUUCAAUACCUGUAAGCAAUCUGAUUGGUC